Messenger RNA from Stegodyphus dumicola, 1276 nucleotides. RefSeq lists its product as uncharacterized. Lineage: Eukaryota; Metazoa; Arthropoda; Arachnida; Araneae; Eresidae. The record is from RefSeq and is a predicted model, not a curated record.
AUGCAUUUAAUUAAUACAGAGGCAGCUGCACUCGAGUUUGCCACCGAUGCUGGACUUCUUCCCAGAGAGGAUGAGGCACCACCUUGCCCCAAGUGCCAGGCACCGAUGAGAAGCAACAACAAGAGAAAGGAAUCAAAGCUGGGAUGGCGUUGGGUCUGCAGCCUGAGAAAUCGCAACAACUGCUCUGGCAUGAUUAACCCCAUUGAAAAACACUUUUUUGAAGGUACAAAAAUCCCAAUAAGGGAAGCUUUAGUCAUAACUGUGUACUUUGUUCUAGAUCACAGUUUCAGCUACAUAAAUCAGCAGCUAAAGCUAUGGAGGGAAAAGCAAAAAUUACCAGUAAUUGCAAAUGAGACUAUUGUUGACUUUUUAUCAUAUUGUCGUGAGGUAUGCGAAAUUUUUGCCUCUCAUCAUAGCAGAAUGUUAGGUGGUAAAGGAAAAUCUAUAUUAAUUGAUGAAACAUUUUUGACCCGCCGCAAGUACAACCGCGGCAGGGUAACCAAAAAUAUGACCAUCGUAGUUUUAGGCAUCUACUGUCGAGAAGACAAAGAAGGAUUAUUUUUCAAGGUUAAAGGAAAAAGCAAAAGGCAUUUGUGGCCUUACAUUAAACGUCAUGUUCACCCAGAAACCACCUUCAUAUACACUGACUCUGCUCCACAAUAUAAAAGGAUAGAAAAUUUAUUUCCGGCAGCAACACAUAAAACUACCAAUCACAAGAAAGGCGUAUUCGUAGAUCCCGAUGAUAAACAGAACACUAUAAAUGAUCUUGAGGGUGAAAACAAACUUUUUAAGAGGUCUAUAAAGAGCAAGAGAACAGAUGAUAUUUGCACGCAGUACAUGGCUGUACAUUAUUACAGGCGGUUCCGCUUGAAGCCCUUUACUUAUGAUGGAGAAAGACUUGCUCAGUUUCUACAGGACAUUAAAGCUGUGUAUCCAGGCCAUGGAAAAGUCGGCCUUGAACUUAAAAUGUUGGACGAACCAACAUCAGAAAGCGAAGGAAUUGAGGACCUGAUGCCUCCAAAGAAAUCAGCCCGACAAGAUGAUGAUAUACCAUUCAUUCAGGAAGAUGAUGAUAAAUGGGAGUAAGGGAACACAGACCAAGUUUUAAAACUGGAAUAAAUGAUAAGAAAAGCAUACAAGUAAAUUGUUUACUAUAAUUUGUGUAAAUGUUCAGAUGGUCCACAAAUUUUGAUUUAAUACCUUUUUGUUUUUCACUACAUGAAAUUGUUAUUUUUUAUUUCCUUUUAGAAUUCAACCAAAAAACAGAGCCCAGAAA